UCGAUUUUUGAGAAACAAAGACAUUUUUAGCCGUGAAAAAUAAAAAUUAAGAUUUUAGAAAAAAAUCAUUUAAAACGCGCUUUCGGGACUCCUGUGGUCCUUCUUGGUUUGCACAUGCGCACGAAAAUGAAAUAGUUCUCACUAUCAGCAGGGACCGGAUUAUGAUAGUGGUUAAAAGCAAUGCUCGGAGGACACUUAGAACAGCCCCGGUGAUUGAAUUAUAGAACAAACUCUGGAUAUUAAAGCAAAAUGAAGAUCAAUAUUGAUCCGGGUCCGAGAGGAGCUUUCCGAUAUUGAAAACCAUUUAGCGUUGAAUGUGGUUUCAUUACACACACAGCCUUAAAUGGGAGAGGGAUGCAGUUAUUGCCAGAUUUAGGAGGGAAAGUAAACAUAUGAGAUAUUCUAGAUUACCUUUUUCUUGAAAGAUCAGUGAUGGCGUGGUCCGACACAGUGACGGUUUUAAUGUGUAUCAUCCUCAUCUCUUUGCCAACGUUCCUAGCUGACAGAAAAUUGUGCACAAAGAGGGUUGAGGGAGUGACAACCAAAGUUCCACAGACUCGACGCAUUCCUGCUAAAUGUUCUAAUUGGGACCGAGCCUGGACAUGGGUCACUCACUCAGACUGUGGCACCAAAUACGAGAUCACCUACAUAGAGUUACCCCAGCACCAGCAGUACAGAUUGGUGUAUGAAUGCUGCCCGGGGGAUAAGGACUGCAAGCCUGAAGGACAAGCUGAAGAUGAAUCUGAUGAGAGAUUCCUUGCCAUCACGUUUGGAUGUGCCUCUGCUGCCUUCAUCAUUCUAAUCAUCAUCAUUGUCAUCAGUGUGUGCAGGAAGAAACAUUCAGGAUUCAUCUUUUGUCCAUACAAGAAGGAAUAUGAAAAUGCUGAUGAAUCCCCUGUUGCUUUAGGUUGCCAUGGUGAACGCUCUGGACCAAAUGACUACAUCAUUGGAGAUAUAGGAGAGGACCAUAAGCUGGUGAUUGAGUCUGAAUAUGAGGAGAUUUGUGACAUAAACCCAGCAGCAAAAGAGGCAGACUGGGACAAUGUAUAUCAAAAAAGUCCCUCUGCUCCUCCACAAGAAUUGAUGGAUGAGGGUCAAGAACCAGCACAGUCUUCAACCAAUGGCCAUGCAGAAAAUAGAGAACCAGAAAAUGUUGGAAUGACAGGCAGUUUAGUUGAAAUUGAUCAAACUGAGGCAGAAAAUGUUACAGCUCAGAAAACUUUAGUACACAUUGAAGAGAACAACCAGCCUGGAAAUGUGUGUGAUUCUAACACCAACAGUGUAAAUAUUUCUGGAGGUGGAUCCAAAGAUAUUUUGUGUGAAGACUUGAAUCAGGACAUGCUUGACAUUAAUCCUCCUACUGAAAGUGACUCUUCUAUAGCAUUGCUUCAGCCUGUGAAGACAGUGGACCAAUGUCGAAGCAAAGACAGUCAGAAUUCAGUGAAAGACACGCCCUGUGCUCAAAUUUCUAUUGAAAGUCUGGAUUUAGUGACUUCAUCUUCCUUAGAAAAUGAUCUUUCUAAAAAGGAAACUGUAAAUUCAUUUGAAGAUGCUUCUGUAAGAUCAAAUGGAGAAAAGGAUUCUAGUGAUUACAAUGGCAUGUAUGAAGAAUUAAAGUGAAAGUAAUUUUUUUCAAUGGCUACAAAUCAGAUGAAAUCUUUUGUAGCAAUGACCCACAAAUGUACAAGUAUUCCACUCCAAACAUGUACCUUUAUCAUGUUCAUUGACAACAAAAUAUUUCUAUUUAGAAGAGUUUUGCUUAUAUAAUUGCAUACAUGUAUUCAUGUAUAAAUACAGAGCAUAUAUUUCAUUGAUAAAUAAAUGUUUUACAUUAAAACAUUGCUGCU
This is a messenger RNA of Saccostrea cuccullata (small rock oyster), 1847 nucleotides long. RefSeq lists its product as uncharacterized. The coding region runs from base 433 to 1620 and encodes 395 amino acids. The transcript has 7 exons. The record is from RefSeq and is a predicted model, not a curated record. Lineage: Eukaryota; Metazoa; Mollusca; Bivalvia; Ostreida; Ostreidae.